Messenger RNA from Drosophila elegans, 1029 nucleotides. RefSeq lists its product as uncharacterized. The record is from RefSeq and is a predicted model, not a curated record. The transcript has 4 exons. Lineage: Eukaryota; Metazoa; Arthropoda; Insecta; Diptera; Drosophilidae. Bases 151 to 825 code for a protein of 224 amino acids.
UAAACAUUAAGUUGGUUUCUAUGGCAGCAAUACAAUCUGUAUACUUUAGACUUUAGGAAAAGUCUGUUAGUACAAUACCAAGUAAUUUUUCAAACUGAAUACCCGGGUAAGUCGCCAAAUGUUUAGUCUUAAAUUUCUUCUUAGAAAUUUAUGUUUCCCUUCGAGCCUAUAAAUCAAGAAAACAGCAGUCGUGAAGCUUUAGUUCCUCGAGAGCCACUGGUGAAAAUGACCACGCUGGACAAAUCCUUCGUGGGUCUAACGGGCCUACUGCUCCUCACGGCCGGAUACAUUUAUAUCUUUAAGGACAGCUGGCAACCUCUCUGCUCUAAACCUUUUGUGAAGAUUGGAGAACGCUGUUACUUCUUUUCCUCCAACAAGGCGCCCUCCUAUGAAUACUACAGAAUGGUCUAUAAGGAUCGUGAACUCAGCGUUCCUGUAAUAAUGGACUGGAUGCACGCGAACUUCGCAUGUGAGAUGAUUGACCCGCAGUCUCGGCUGGUGACUGUUCGCAGUUUUCAGGAAAUGCGACUCAUAUCCGACUUUAUGCGAUAUGGGGCCCACGCCCAGACCCAUUCAAUUUUCUGGAGCGGUGGACAUCGGGGAAGAUUGUCGGAUCCGAAGGAUGUCGAUCAUGGAACCUUGGUCGACUUCUACUGGCACCAAGAUCCCCAUCCGAUGAACUUCACCAAUUUUGUGGCCACGGAGCCACCGCCUCGCAAGUUUGCGAAUGGCUUCUGUGUCUAUUUGGAGUUUACGGGGGAGGAGCUGGUGAUGGGUGUCGAAAAAUGUGACAGAAGAAUAGCAUUUGUCUGCGAACUGAACUGAUAGUUAGAAUUAUACAUUUUUAAAAUUUAUCCUCUCUUUUAAAAUUACUUCUCUUCCAUGCUCUUUUAGAGUUAAACUUUUAAAAGCAUUAAAACAAUAAAAAAAAAAUUAUCAAAUUCAUAGGUAAAGUUCUGUUUUGAGUUACGAACAGAAUAUAUAGGUCUAGGUCAAAUGCAUUUUAAAAAUAAACUGAAAGCUGAUUAA